Linum trigynum is the source of this 5249-nucleotide messenger RNA. The record is from the annotation of a GenBank genome assembly. Lineage: Eukaryota; Viridiplantae; Streptophyta; Magnoliopsida; Malpighiales; Linaceae.
UAAUUGGUUAAUUGGUUUCAUUGGUUAGCAGUGUUGAAACCAAACCAAAUAAGCUAAAUUGUUUAACCAAACCAAACCAAUUAUCCAAAUUAACCAAACCAAAUUAACCGAAUGCUACUGGUUAAUAUGAUUACCACGGUAACCAAUCUGUUUGAACACCCCUAGUAUCAAUGAGCUUAAAAUCAUGGAUUUAACAAUCUCUAAUUUUGAGAGGGGGGGGGGGGUGAGAAACAGAGCGCAAAGGGGCGCUCCUCUAACCCUUAGAUAUUAACUGAACAGGGGGACUGAAUCCCCAAAGUUGAAAAAUACAACCAAUAGCUCAGUGUUGAGCUUUGGUUGUCAAACACAUGAAUCCCCAUAGGUAGGCCUAGGCCUGUUAACGGGUGGCCGGUUAUCCGGUUAACCGCGUAACCGAAUCGAGACCGUCGGUUUUUUGGUUGACCGAAAACUGCGUCGUCGGUGUCGGUUGGCUAUUACCGGCAAAUUAGAGAGGGAUGCGGUUAUCAGUGAAAACUGAAACCAUGGCAGUUAAACCGCGACCGAAAGCCGCGUCGUCGGUGUUGGUUGGCGCUUUCGGUUGGCAGUGUCACGACCUUACUCUUGGUCGUCCGACCCUAGCUCUCAAUUCCGUUAGAGAUCCUAGGCAGCCUUCUCACAAGCUCUCAAACUCACUCAACUCACAAGAAGAAGACACAAGAAGAUGGGAGAAACUCUAUAGUUGUAUUGCUCACAAAAAUGAUGGAUGCUUACAAAUGAGGAGGAGGUGCUCCUUUUAUAGGCCCUCCUCUCUUACAAGGUGUAAAUACCUCUCAUAAUGCUCUCCCCCAUUAACACACUGAUAACGAUGUAAUUGCACAUAUUUGCGCCCCUAGUUCUUAUCCGUUUGAGGGGCAUAGUCGUGUGUUUUGGCCUAUUUUACGCCGGGUUGUGCUAUUUUGUCAUGUUUCAGGUCCCAGGCGUUAAAGGGAAGGCUAACCGCGAGUUUCGGGGCAUUCGGAAGUCAUUCGGUUAGCUGGAGCCAAAACACGGGCAGACCCAAGGCAUUACACGGCCGUGUACUGCUGGCCGUGCUUUUUAUGCCGAGAGCAAAUUCAGUUUGGCCAAUUCAGCUGCAAACACGGGCACCGAAGCACGGCCGUGUCCAACGCGAAGCACGGCCGUAUUUAACCCACUUGCUGGCCGUGUAAUUAAGCCCUGGCCGAGACACGGGCGGAGUCAGGCAAAGCACGGCCGUGCCCUCGAUCGUGCUUUGGCCACUGAUGCUUUUAAGCAGAUUUUCAGCCACAAUUCAGGGGGAUUGGAGUUUUUGAGAGAAAGAACGACUUCUAGAGAGAGAAAGUGACGAGCAAGAGUUCCCAAGUGCCCUAGAUUGAUCUUCAACACCAUUGGAGGCCAGCUUGAGCUUGGAGAAGUGCCAAUCAACGUCCAGAAGCAGGAAUCCAUCCUUCGCAGUAUGAAUUCCGUGUCUGAUUCUGCUUUUGCUUUCUUCUCCAUGGAGUAGUUCUCUCAUUCAUCUGGGUAUGGAGAACCCUAGAUUUGUAUGUUAGGCUUUGAUUGUAUGAACCCAAGUGCUGAUUCUGUGAUUGAUUAUAUUCGAUUGAGGUUUUAAUGAUUGAAUGACUUGAAUCCUGAUCAAAUUCCUGUUGUUUCUGCUUUAACCUAGAAUGAGAAUAUCUGCCUAGUGGAGGAGUGCAUGAGGGAGUCUACCACACCCCAGGAGCAGUUGGCCUUCAUCGCCAAUGCGAGGCGCCUCGAUCCAUACAGCAGCACAUAUAAUGAGGGGUGGCGCCAGCAUCCCAACUUCGCCUGGAGCAGCAACACCACUAAACCACCUGGUUUCCCAGCACCAGCAGGUGGUUUUCAGCAGAGGCAGCCCUUCCAGGCUCGCCAGGGGCCAGACCCACAGCAACAGCCCUACCAGCCCAGGCAGGGGCAGCCAUUCCAGCAGCCCCAGCGCCAGUUUGCCGAGCCAGCAGCAGCUCCGGCCCCAGAUGACAGGAUGACGAAGCUGGAAAACAUUCUAGCUUCAUUCAUGACUAGCACCCAGGCUGCUAUCAUAUCACUGGAGGCAGGUCAGCGGAACCAGGGUGCCAUUUUGCAAGAUCUGCAGACCCAGGUGGGCAUCUUGGCCCGCCAAAACACUACCAGAGCACCGGGGACUCUGCCUGCCACCACUGUUCCGAAUCCUCGAGAUCCUCACCAGCAUCAGCAGCUGGAUGCCAUUUUUACCAGGAGCGGUAAGACCAUAUCUGCUGAUCCUGUCCCGGCCAGACAGGAGGAACCACUGCCUGCUUCAGCACUUCUAGCCGACGAUGCAGAAGUGCGGGUGGAGAAGGAAGCCCCUGCUCCCAAGCCACAACCAGUGGUUAAGGAGCAUGUACCCCAGCUUCCCUUCCCCACUCGCCUACACAAGGACAAGCUGGAGACUGAGUUUGCCAAGUUCAUGGCAAUGUUGAAGCAGCUCAACAUCAGCAUACCGUUCAUGGAGGCACUGUCGAAGAUGCCCAAGUAUGCCAAGUUCAUGAAAGAUAUCUGCACCAACAAGAAGAAACUUGGGGAUCUUUCGACAGUAAUGCUCAGUGAGGAGUGUUCUGCCAUCCUGCAGAACAAGCUGCCCGAGAAGCGCAAGGAUCCAGGGAGUUUUACUAUCCCUCCUACUAUUGGCAGCAUGCAUGUAGGAAAGUCCUUGGCGGACCUAGGCGCUAGCAUUAACGUCAUGCCAUAUAAGUUGUAUAAAAUGCUAGACCUAGGUGAACUUAGUCCUACUAGGAUGAGCAUUCAAUUAGCUGAUCGUUCUAUUGUGCAUCCUAGGGGAAUCAUAGAGGAUCUGCUUGUUAGUGUUGGUGCAUUCACAUAUCCUGUUGAUUUUAUUAUUCUUGAUAUACAUGAGGAUGUGGAUGUACCCUUGAUUCUAGGUAGGCCAUUUCUUGCCACCGCCAAGGCACUUAUUGAUGUGCAUGAUGGUAAACUGAUACUGCGUGCUGGGGAUGAACAGGCUACUUUUUCUGUGACCGAGUUUGAUCACUGUGCUAUGAUUGAUGUCACGCCUGUGCAUGCUAUGUCUGAUCAGGUACACGAGCCUGUCGUGUAUCCUUCUGCACCUCCUAUUUUGCAGGACCCUCCUAUCAUUCCUUCGCCGCCACUCCAUCCAGCCUCGCCUCCGAACAAAAAGCUCAAGGAGGAGUGGCGGCCGAAGCAGCAAGUUGCUAAGCCUGCGCGGAAGAAGAGUGGAGACCACUAUGAGCUGGUCCCACCUCCUGCACCACGACCACCCUGGCCGUCUGGGUACUCACUCGCCUGCAUCUUGCCGGAUGGCCAGGUCGAGCUGACCGAUGAUGGUGGUCGCAUCCGUCGGGUGCAGGGCCACAACCUGAAGCUGUACCUCAAGAGCGACGUGGAUCCGCUCUUGGAGGCACCUGUUCCUGCACCGCCCUGAGUAUCCACCAUGGGCGUCCAGCUAAUACGACGGUAAAGAAGCGCUUGUGGGGAGGCAACCCCACCACGGUUUGAUUUUCUUUCUUGUGUUUUGAGUCGGAUUGUAACCCGGUUUGGGUUUGGUUUGUUUUCUUUUGGUUUGGAUGGUAUUUUAUUGGGCUGACCAUUGCACCUAACAUAUUGUGUUUGAGCUCUUCUGUUCCCCUUUGGCUGUGCUUGCCCCGACUGGCCCGUUUCCAGUCUCCUGCAGUCCGUGCAUACCGGUAACAUCGUUCCCUUUUCCUUCCCUCUUCUCCAUUGAGGGCAAUGUCGAGCUUAAGUGUGGGGGGAUGUUUAUCUUUAACUGCAUUAGAUCUGUUUGUGUGCUUGGAGCCUAGUCCACUGUCCAAAUUUUUAAAUUUGAGGGCUCCAAGUACGUGUUUCCAUGCAAUUGCCUGCUCAGUAUGCUUUGAAUUGACAGUCUUUAUAGUAAUAUGCAACCUAGGGAGGUAGUGUAGCACUAUGGAGGAUGUUGAUGCAUUUAAGAAGUCUCGUUUCUUCUUCAUAUUGUGUUGGUUGAUUGAGUGAAUUAGUGAUCUUAGGACCCUUGAAUUGUGUGGUGUUGUGGAUUCUCUGCCUGUCAUGGACUCUUGUGUCAUGUUUUGAAAAUAACAGGUGCUCGAAAAUGUGCUUCAAAAUAAACGUCUCCCGUGCGAAUAGGGCGAAAGUGUGUAAGGGGAGACGGGAAUCCGUUCCCAAUUUCCACCUACUACCUCCAGCCCCCUUACAUGUCUUUCCCCCGCACGAGGCUCGAGACAUCCGCUCCUGGCAUGGCCGGUAAGAGCGGGUUGGGACCCUUGAAAAGAAAAGAAAAGAAAAUAACAGAAAACAAGCAAAACAGAAAGAAAAGGGGUUCCAACCAUCCUUAAGCAGAAAAUAGAGCACCUUGAAAAAUGUGAGUCCAUGAUCUGUUGUUUUUGAGAAUCUCUUCAUCCACAAUUCAUUUCUCCUCUGUUCACUAUUUGCCAUGAUGCCGACUCGCCGAAGAAGCUAUGAGAUGACUUGUGCGUCGGUUGACCUCGUAAGUUGCUAAAUGAUCUAGGAAGUCCUCUACCUACGAUCUGGGUUGUUUGUUGCUAUAGAGGUCUGGAGAGCUGCAUUGGUUUGAGUUAGGUUUGCUUGGGGACAAGCAAACGGUUAAGUGUGGGGGAGUUUGAUAACGAUGUAAUUGCACAUAUUUGCGCCCCUAGUUCUUAUCCGUUUGAGGGGCAUAGUCGUGUGUUUGGCCUAUUUUACGCCGGGUUGUGCUAUUUUGUCAUGUUUCAGGUCCCAGGCGUUAAAGGGAAGGCUAACCGCGAGUUUCGGGGCAUUCGGAAGUCAUUUCGGUGAGCUGGAGCCAAAACACGGGCAGACCCAAGGCAUUACACGGCCGUGUACUGCUGGCCGUGCUUUUUAUGCCGAGAGCAAAUUCAGUUUGGCCAAUUCAGCUGCAAACACGGGCACCGAAGCACGGCCGUGUUCCACCAAAGCACGGCCGUGUCCAACGCGAAGCACGGCCGUAUUUAACCCACUUGCUGGCCGUGUAAUUAAACCCUGGCCGAGACACGGGCGGAGUCAGGCAAAGCACGGCCGUGCCCUCGACCGUGCUUUGGCCACUGAUGCUUUUAAGCAGAUUUUCAGCCACAAUUCAGGGGGAUUGGAUUUUUUGAGAGAAAGAACGACUUCUAGAGAGAGAAAGUGACGAGCAAGAGUUCCCAAGUGCCCUAGAUUGAUCUUCAACACCAUUGGAGGCCAGCUUGAGCUUGGAGAAGUGCCAAUAAACGUCCAGAAGCAGG